AUGCAGAGACUGCAGCUGAAGCGGGGGCUGGCGCCUCUGCAGCAUUCAGAAAGUGACUCCGAGACAAGAUUAGGAAAAGCUUCCUCUUCUAAAGCCACAAAGAGCAAGCCCGCAGAGGAGAGCGAUGCUCCUCCGCCCAAGAGAGCGCCCAUCUUUUAUGGCAGUUUGGAAGAGAAGGAAAGGGAGCGUCUGGCAAAAGGAGAAUCGGGGCUGCUGGGAAAAGAAGGGAUGAAAGCUGCGAUCGAGGCUGGCAACAUCAACAUAAGCAGCGGUGAGGUCUUUGAUCUCGAAGACCACAUGAGCGAGCGGCAGGCGGAAGUGCUGGCUGAGUUUGAGCGCAGGAAGAGAGCCCGGCAGAUCAACGUGUCCACUGACGACUCCGAAGUGAAAGCCUGUCUGCGAGCACUCGGGGAGCCCAUCACGCUCUUUGGAGAAGGUCCUGCAGAAAGGAGGGAGAGAUUAAGAAAUAUCCUUUCGGUGGUUGGCACAGAUGCAUUAAAAAAGACCAGGAAAGAUGACGACAGGUCUAAAAAAUCCAAAGAAGAGUAUCAGCAAACCUGGUACCACGAAGGACCACGCAGUCUGAAAACAGCAAGGCUGUGGCUUGCUAACUACUCGCUCCCCAGGGCAGUGAAGCGGCUAGAAGAAGCCCGGCUGCUCAAAGAGAUCCCGGAGGCAACCAGGACAUCGCAGAGACAGGAGCUACACAAAUCCCUCCGAUCCUUGAAUAACUUCUGCAGUCAGAUUGGAGACGAUCGCCCACUGUCCUACUGCCACUUCAGCCCCAAUUCCAAGCUCCUCGCUACAGCCUGUUGGAGCGGAUUGUGCAAGCUCUGGUCUGUGCCUGACUGCAACCUUGUUCACACCUUACGAGGACAUAACACCAACGUAGGAGCAAUAGUCUUCCAUCCCAAAUCCACCGUCUCCCUAGACAAGAAGGACGUUAACCUGGCCUCGUGUGCGGCUGAUGGGUCUGUCAAACUCUGGAGCCUUGAAAGUGAUGAACCGGUGGCAGAUAUUGAAGGACACAGCAUGAGAGUGGCACGUGUGAUGUGGCACCCAUCUGGGAGGUUCCUGGGCACUACCUGCUAUGAUCACUCGUGGCGCUUGUGGGACUUGGAAGCUCAGGAAGAGAUUCUCCAUCAGGAGGGGCACAGCAAAGGGGUCUAUGACAUUGCCUUUCACACGGAUGGCUCUCUCGCUGGGACUGGCGGUCUGGAUGCUUUUGGCCGGGUGUGGGACUUGCGCACGGGACGCUGUAUCAUGUUUCUAGAAGGCCACCUGAAGGAGAUCUACGGGGUUAACUUCUCCCCAAACGGAUACCACGUCGCAACUGGUAGUGGUGACAAUACUUGCAAGGUGUGGGACCUCCGCCAGAGGAAGUGCAUCUACACCAUUCCUGCCCAUCAGAACCUGGUGACCGGGGUGAAAUUUGAACCCAAUCACGGUACUCACCCCGGCUGGUCCCCUUUGAAAACGCUGGCUGGGCAUGAGGGCAAGGUGAUGGGACUGGACAUCUCCCUCGACGGCCAGCUGAUAGCGACCUGCUCCUAUGACAGAACCUUCAAGUUGUGGACGGCGGAGUAG
Molecule: messenger RNA, 1587 nt
Organism: Nipponia nippon (crested ibis)
Lineage: Eukaryota; Metazoa; Chordata; Aves; Pelecaniformes; Threskiornithidae
Source: RefSeq, a predicted model, not a curated record